AUGCUCAGAGACCUCCAUCCAUCCUCGAUUAAGAAUUAUAUUGAUGGUGAGUUGCCACUCCUGAGAACUAUGGUGAAUUUCCUCAUCACCAUUAAUAAAGGUAUUCGGACAUCAUUCAGCUUACACAACACUGCAUUAUUAAUUUAUUUAUGUAAAUAUUUCUAUCUACAAUUUACAGACAACAGAUCAAUUUACAUUAAUAAUAAUUCACGUAAGUGUCACUUUUUGGCUAUGGCAUUAACAAAAACCUUGGGCAACGUCACAAAUCAAUUCGCUCAAGCAAUCAAGGUUUUCUGUCCCGCCACAGUGACGCAAACGAAUAGAAAUACCUAUCAAAAUACCGCCACCACUGUCUUUGCUAUUGAAAAUACUUUUACUUCUGUCAGGCAUGUACAGAACAUAUCGGUCAUCUGUGAUCUCUGA
Molecule: messenger RNA, 423 nt
Organism: Parnassius mnemosyne (clouded apollo)
Lineage: Eukaryota; Metazoa; Arthropoda; Insecta; Lepidoptera; Papilionidae
Source: the annotation of a GenBank genome assembly